Blastomyces gilchristii SLH14081 is the source of this 1089-nucleotide messenger RNA. RefSeq lists its product as uncharacterized. The record is from RefSeq and is a predicted model, not a curated record. Bases 643 to 1089 code for a protein of 148 amino acids. The transcript has 2 exons. Lineage: Eukaryota; Fungi; Ascomycota; Eurotiomycetes; Onygenales; Ajellomycetaceae.
CAUCUUACUUUUUCAAGAGAAGUAAAAAACUAUUUCUAAGAUCUUUUUUUUUUUGCAUUAACUGCUGCAGAAGAAUGAGAUAGAAACUGCUAAGAUAUGCACUACUGUAUACUCUCUAUCAAGACUUUCCCUCUUCAGAGUCUUGAUAUUAUAGAGAAUAUAAGUCUGUUUCUAUAUAAUAAUGUAAAUAUUGUCAGCAGGAUGUAGAGAAACUGGUUAUUUAUAUCUCAAAAUAGAAGACUUUGUCAAUGAUUAUAUCAAUAUAGAGUUAAUUCUCAAAUUCAAUAGAAAUCUAGUGUUGCUGUUCUCAAUCCCUUGCAGAAUCUAUUGAAUAUUGAGGUAUUAAAACUAGAUUUAAUAUAUCUCACUGUGCAGGGAUCAAAGGCUCAGUCAGACCUUGGGGUAUACUGAUUUUAUAGUUGUCGUGUCUGCCGAUUAUGUAUCGAGCACAGUUGCUGAGGUAUCUUUUUGUACUUUUCUGUCGGGGAUGGGCCAGAUUGAGAGAGGUGGUACGAGGGUGAGACUCGGCGUUGAUGUCUAGAUACACUGAAGACAGACCGCGGAGGUUGCACUUCAGAAGUGGCCGUUGGUUAUGUGCUUGAUAUUAUCGCCGAGGUAUCUUUUUGUAUUUUUCUGCCGGGGAUGGGCCAGAUUAGGAAGGGCGGUACGAGGGUGGGACUUGGCGUUGGUGUUUUGGAACAUCAAAGAUGGACAGGGUUUUCGCGGAGGUCGCUCCUCAGAUAUCUCCACAACUACAGAUCGGGGAUCUUCCAAAAUCAAGAAGAUUGGUGCAUAUGGCUAGGUCUCUUCACCUUACAAUUUGUAUGGCAAUUUGGCCCGGGGUUGUGGUGUGGUAGGGGGGAAUGGGGGAUAAUCCCACGCAGGAGUUCCGAACGACGUCUGGUUCACGUUUGGCUGGAUAACUCCACCACCACACGGGGUAUGCGGUCGGCGAUGGGGUCAAAAUGCUCGUAUGAUCGAGGGCUUUUCGAUGGAUCUAUCGGCGGGUUCUUAUUCGAAAAAUCGAGCGAGUUCGUGGUGGAGCGGUUGGAAAGAUUUGUAUUGAUAUCAGAAAGUUUCAAUAUCUGA